Xiphophorus couchianus (Monterrey platyfish) is the source of this 5345-nucleotide messenger RNA. RefSeq names its product ubiquitin specific peptidase 36 (gene usp36). Gene Ontology annotation, cellular component: nucleus; cytosol. Lineage: Eukaryota; Metazoa; Chordata; Actinopteri; Cyprinodontiformes; Poeciliidae. Gene Ontology annotation, biological process: protein deubiquitination; regulation of apoptotic process. Bases 139 to 3531 code for a protein of 1130 amino acids. Gene Ontology annotation, molecular function: cysteine-type deubiquitinase activity. The record is from RefSeq and is a predicted model, not a curated record. The transcript has 20 exons.
UGUCUGUCAAUCCUGACCCCGCCCCCUCAUAAUGCAGCAUGGACAAAAAAAAAAAUACCAGAUUCGGUAGCUUCAGCUGAGAGAGCAUACACCUGUUGAGAAAUAUUUGGCCGAUUAAACCAAAGUAAUGUUCCAACGAUGCCGAUAGUAGACAAACUCAAAGAGGCGUUGAAACCCGGUCGGAAGGAGACGGGUGACGAUGGUGACCUCAACAAGCUGCUGGCUUCUUCCGCCAAGAAGGUGCUUUUGCAGAAAAUCGAGUUUGAGCCCGCCAGCAAGGGCUUCUCCUACCAGCUGGACAGCCUGAAGAACAAGUAUGUGAUCCUCAACCCCAGGACCGAGGGCGCCGCGGGCCAGAAAGCUGCAGAGCCCGCUCAAAUAAAGAGGCAAGCAUCUGAAAAUGUGAUCAGCAGCCAGGGCGACGGGAUCCCAGCCCCACAGAAAAUGCUCUUUCCUGGCAACAAGCUCAAUCUGAAGUGGGAGCGUGUGUACAGGGUGGGAGCUGGUCUUCACAACCUUGGAAACACCUGCUUCCUCAACUCCACCGUUCAGUGUCUCACCUACACCCCGCCACUCGCCAACUACUUGCUCUCAAAGGAGCACAGUCGGGCCUGCCACCAGUCAGGCUUCUGUAUGAUCUGUGUAAUGCAGAACCAUAUCAUCCAAGCCUUCGCCAACACUGGCAACGCCAUUAAGCCCGUCUCCUUCAUCAGAGACCUGAAAAAAAUCGCUAGACAUUUUCGCUUUGGAAGCCAAGAAGACGCCCAUGAGUUCCUGCGCUACACCAUUGAUGCCAUGCAGAAAGCCUGUCUCAAUGGAUACCCAAAACUCGAUAGACAGACUCAAGCCACAACACUGGUUCACCAGAUCUUUGGAGGUUACCUCAGGUCAAGAGUGAAAUGCUCCAUCUGCAAAAGUGUCUCAGACACGUAUGACCCUUACCUGGACAUUGCCGUGGAGAUCCGGCAAGCAGCAAACAUAGUGCGAGCCCUAGAGCUGUUUGUCAAACCAGACGUUCUGAGUGGAGAGAAUGCCUACAUGUGUGCCAAGUGCAAAAAGAAGGUGCCGGCCACCAAGCGCUUCACUGUCCACCGGACAUCCAACGUCCUCACCCUUUCUCUGAAGAGGUUUGCCAACUUCAGCGGAGGAAAAAUAACCAAGGACGUUGGUUAUCCAGAAUUUCUAAACAUCCGCCCCUACAUGUCUCAGAGCUCAGGCGACCCCGUUAUGUACGGUUUAUAUGCUGUCUUGGUGCAUUCUGGGUACAGCUGCCAUGCUGGUCACUACUACUGCUACGUUAAGGCGAGUAACGGGCAGUGGUACCAGAUGAAUGAUUCAAUGGUUCACUCCAGUAACAUCAAAGUGGUUUUGAACCAGCAGGCUUAUGUGCUUUUCUACCUGAGGAUCCCUGAGUCGAAGAAGAAUGCAGACGGCCAGACCACCAAGCAGGGAAUGUUACAUUCUGCGAAGAACAGUGCAUCGUCCGAGCAGAUAAAGAGAGCAAACUUGAACGGGCCGCUCUCUUCCCCACAAGUCACCAAGAAACUUGAGCCUGCACAGCUGCGUAAGAUCCAGUCUAUGGAUGGCGGCCUGGGUCUGCCCGUUUCCAGGAACGGCGUGAACUCCCAGCUGCAGCCCAGGCUCUCCAACUGGACGUCAUCAUCCAACGGCGUGCCGAAGGUGCCAGGCGGACCUGCGGUCAUAGAGGAGCCUUUCAAGAAGGUGAAGAAGCCCUCUCCUCAGAGCCAGGCGCAGUCCCACAGCACCACGCCCACGCCUUCCAACAACGGUGUCGCGAGGACGGAGGGGGACAAAAAACAAAGCGGCGAGGGCAGAGGGAUGGCAGCAUCUACCUCAUUCAAGUCUUUGUCGGACUCUUCCUCUGCUGACACAACUGACUCAAAGGAGUCCGUUGGUCCAAAAAGCGAGCCGGUAAGAGAGACGCCCUCCACGCCUCGGAAAGGCUCCACCAGCUUGGCCUCUCCAGCCCUGGGCGUGGAGCGCUCUCAGAGCACAGAGGAACAGAAGACGGCUAAGUUAAAACCCCCGGCGCUCAACAACAUCACAUCUGAGGCCACCAGCAUCAUGUCUCCACCACCUGCCAAGAAACUGGCUCUCUCGGCCAAGAAGGCGUACAGUCAGAGUCUGAGCAACAUUGAUGCUCUGCGCCAUUCGCCAAAGCAGCUGCCCACCGACCCUAAACAUCAAAAUCAACUUAAAUCCCCAGCCGUCGCCUCAGCCCAUCACACUGACAGAGUUAGUCCAUUUAAUCCUCUUAAAGCCCAGUUAUCACCUUUUUCUCACUCAUGUGGAUCUCACAAGCAGCCACUUUUCUCCACACUGCAAAAACCAAAAGCCAACCUUUCUCACAAAACCAAUGGCCUUCACAGUCCGAACCCAACCAGCCCCAAGUCUUCCAGCAACCUCGGCCCCGCAGCUCAAGAGCCAGACCUUGACCCUCUGGCUCAAAACAUCAGCCCAAAGAAGAAGAAAAAGAAGAGGAAAAGGCGACACUCUGAGGUGGAGGAUGAUAAAGAGACUUUUCCAUCCUCAGCUCCUUCCACACAGUCCAGCCCCACAGAGUCGGCGGCGCACGAGAAGAAUGGCAAAAAGAAGAAGAAGAAGAGGAAGAAAAAGCGGAAACUCGAAGGUGAUGAUGGGGAAAAAACUAAAGAGAGGGAGUUCGUCCAGUCACAUUUGGAUGUAUCGAAUCAAGAGGAGGAUUGGUGUCAGAGCGGCUUAUGGAGCCUAACACCUCAUUCAGAUGCAGAGCCAUCAGAUCAGAAACCACAGGAAGCUGAAUCUGUGAGGAAAAAGAAGAAGAAGAAAAUGAUUGAACAGGAGUUGUCUCUGGAGGAAAUAAACUCUAGAUGUCUCACAUCAGAAAGGGAUCCAGAGAUGAAAACUGCAAACAUCUAUCAUGAUGCAGAAGAUUUAAUAAAGGUGAACAAUAAAUUGACUAUAAGAAAGAAAAAGAAGAAGCUAAAAGAAGAGCAGCGAGGAGUGAGAAAAUGCUCUGAAGAUGAGUCAGCAGAAGAACCUGCCUCCAAAACGAUCUCCACAGAGGACAGAAAAGUUGGCAAAGAAAGUACAGCCUCAGUGGUUGUGUGGGACAGCCAGGUGAGGGACGGCUACAAACGCAGCAAGGCUCCAGCGGCUCAUGGAAGCGCUCCGGUGAACACCUCAAACCACGUCGUUCCUGCAGGCUGGGAUGGGAAAAAGAGCAGUGACGUUGUGGAAGAGCUUCUCAAGAACUCCACAAACAAAGCCUAUGGAGCCAACGUCCUCAGCUGGGAUGGUGAAGUCUCUGCUGUCAGUAGGGAUGCGAUUGAAGAUGUCCGCAGUGCCACGUUUGACACGGUGAUUGAUGAGUGGGAUGAAGACUUUGACAGAGGAAAGGUGAAGAAAGUUAAGAACUACAAAAGAGAGAAGUGGAGGAGUGGCAGCAGCAUCUUCCAGAAAAUCCAGGACAGGCGGAACAAGUGGUCAGUAACACCCGGAGCGAAACGAGUUUUCGGAGUACGACGCUGAGCUCUCGCUGACGGGAAAGCUGGACAGCCACACUGUAAACCAAACCUCUGUUCUUACUCCUGUUUUCAUCUUUGUCUGCUGAGUUAAAGACCGUUUCCCCAAUUUAGGAGAACAAUUUGUGCUAUAAGCAUCCCACUGAUGGUCUGACCAGUCCAAAAGUAUGAAAUAUGAAAAUGUUGCCUUUAUUGGCUCAUUAACAUAAAAAAUCCUCAUAUAUUUGUGUCACAUUAAUUGCUAAGUGUCCAUAUUUUUAAGCCUUAGUUGCUGUGUUAAAACUGCUCUGGAAUAAAAUAAACAUCGUAUAAAUAUGAGGAGUUCACUGCAACACUUUGGCUGUCUUGUGUCCGACUUUGACGCGGCCUCUGCAGGCAUAAGGGCUCUCAAGUUUAGACAGUAAAGAAGUGACCUUUGUUUUAACCUUCCUCCUUGAUAUAUUCUAAACCAAAUUAUUCAGGCAUUUAAGUGUUUUAUUUUUUUUAUGUAACAUAUUCCCCAAAUGGUUUUAAGUUGGUGCUGCCUGUCGUUUUUUUUAUUUUUAUUUUGGACCAAAUUUUGCCUGCUCAUUGUUGGCAAAAUAAUGGUUGAAAUUGCCAGGGUUUUUUUGUAUAUAUGCAUGACUGAACAAAGUUGGUGUCUUUUUUUUCUUUCUUCUUUUUGUAUGAGUUAAAAUUUUUUUCUAAAACUGAGCAUCUCAGUUUUUUGUCCAGAGGCCUCGGGUGUGGAAAUGGAACCUUCUCAUUCUCUACAACAACUCUCCCACAAUAAGUAUCACUUUUGCAUUUUAUUUUAGAGACUGCAUCAGAAUUGGAUGUGAUCGUUUCUUUUUAUCUCUAUGCAAUUUUCUGACCAUCACGCCAGUCAUGUAAAAACUGGGCUGAGACUCAGGAACCCGGACCUCAUGUAUCCCCCGUCAACCCAGUGUCCAGAUCCACCUGCCUCCUCCUGUUCCUUCCUCCUCCUUUUACAUUUCAGCGCAACCAUUCUACCUGGACCACCACGUUUGCAGCCUGUACAUCUUGUAGAAACUGUUUUAUACAAACGAUUUCAAAUUAGUGUACUGUCGGGGGGCACAAACGCGUAGAAAAACCCGUUCUAUCAAAACGCUUUGCCAACGUAGAAGACUGUACAGUCCGUCUUGUGCUAUGCUGUAAAGACUUGCCCAUGCACUUCUUUUCAUUUUAGAGAUGUUGCCUUGAAUUGGCUACAACACCUAUAGGAUUUAAUGUUAUAAAUAUCUAAUUUAAAGAACAAAAGAAAGAUCUUUAAUGUGCUAAUACUCAGUUGAUGGAUGUUGACUUGAGAAUUUACCUGCAACGUAUUUGUGUAUAAGACUUACCUGUUUUCAUGCAAGUUCUCCUCUGUCACUGUAGUCUGUAUACAGAGCAGGAGAGGUUGAAGCGGUCUUAACUUCUGUAGGACAUUUUUGUCAACUGUGAAAUCAUAACGUAGGCUAUGACUCUCAAAGAGGCACAGAGGAACAUUUAGUGUGAAUGUUUGCAAUGAUUCUGUGUUUUGCACCGUAAUUUUUUUCUGACCAGGAAUGAGAAUUUUCAUAAUGAAAGAAGCUCUUGCCACAAUACAUUUAAGUAAAAAGGUGCAAUAAAGUUGUGACUUUUGUGAGUUGUUUUUAUUUUUCUAUUAAUACAUUGAAAUAUUACAUAUUUAUAGCUUGCAUUACAGGCAAAAGCUCCACUUUAAUUAGAAAGGCAGGGGUUUAUUGCUUUUUAUUUUUUUAUCAACAGUUUCUACCCUCAUCUAUUUACCCUCUCAACCAAAUGCACAUGCACUAACCCAAUUAAGCCCAUUCUGGAAAA